AUGGCGGUGCCCAAAAACGUGUACCAGGACCAUGCGGACAAAAUCGCAGGGGCAUCCAAGGCCUUGAGCCAGUACGGCAUAUCGUUGGCAGAGGUGGUGUUUGAUCUAUCGUUCGUGGUCAACUUCAUUGUGGGGAAGCUUCUCCACGUGUUUUCGCAGGAGGAAGAAAUCUACAACUACUACAACGACAAGGGCAACGUUUUCAACCAGUGGUUUGUGAAAAGGGGCUGGGGCUGGACCACCGCGGCCAUUGUGCUUUUUUACACUUGCACCAUUCCGGGACGCCCGCGGCACGCCCGGGCCAAAUUGGCCUUGGUGGCGUUUUUGCGAUGGGCCGUGGCCACGUUCUGGUGGGUUCUUUUCACCCAGUGGUGUUUUGGGCUCCCGAUUAUGGACAAGGUUUUCUUGCUCACCGGCGGCAAAUGUGCGCUGAUCCCCACGCAUAAAGUGGCAGCCAUGCCCGGACUAGACGGGGCCUUGAGUAGGCAAUUUUAUUUGGCGGGGGCCGGCUACGAGUCUGUUUCGGUGUCUUCGUACAGCUGCCGGAAAUUGAAGGGGUCUUGGGAAGGUGGCCACGAUCCGCUGGGCCACGUGUUCCUCUUGGUGCAUGCAUCGCUCUACUUGUUCCAUGAGGUCCGAGAGUUCUGGCCCGGCUGGGCCCAGUUUUUCACCAAUGCAAAUCUGUUUUCCUCGAGCGGGGACGCGUCUCUUUCUGGGCGUGUCAGACGCUUUUUGGCAAGGGCCCCUCAUGCCCCGGUGUUGCUAUUGCUCGCACUAUGGUGGUUCAUGUUGCUCGUGACUAACAUGUACUUCCACUCAUUAGCCGAGAAACUCGUGGGGUUGGUUUUCGGGUAUUUGGGUGUUUUGGCCGUAUACUACGCGCCACGAUGGGCAAGGCGGACACCGUAA
Molecule: messenger RNA, 909 nt
Organism: Metschnikowia bicuspidata var. bicuspidata NRRL YB-4993
Lineage: Eukaryota; Fungi; Ascomycota; Pichiomycetes; Serinales; Metschnikowiaceae
Exons: 1
Coding region: 1-909 (302 amino acids)
Biological process (GO): lipid droplet organization; phospholipid biosynthetic process; lipid storage
Cellular component (GO): endoplasmic reticulum membrane
Source: RefSeq, a predicted model, not a curated record